AUGGGCGGAAACUCAUCAACCAAUGACGAUAAAGAUAGACAAGAAAAAAACGAACAAUUGGCCGAUCGAUUAUUUGCUUAUCCACUGUCAUCAGAAAUUGUUCCACCGGCUAAAUCUUGGUCAGCGAGUCCACGUGCUGGGAAGCGUUUUCGUGAAGACUUUAUCGAUGGCCCAUUAGAACAGAAAUGGCAACGUCGAAAAUGA
Messenger RNA from Rotaria socialis, 204 nucleotides. The record is from the annotation of a GenBank genome assembly. NCBI's taxonomy places the organism in Eukaryota, Metazoa, Rotifera, Eurotatoria, Philodinida, Philodinidae.